AUGUCAGAGAUCCCUGGGCUUCCCGUGCAAAAGGGUCGCUCGGAUGGGAGAAGCGACAGCUGUGCGACGUGUGGAAAUAAAUUUUCUCCUCCCACCGCCAAGUCAAACUGUCCAUGUUGCGAGAAACUCUGCUGCUCUGACUGCGUUCAGGCCGAGUGUGCCAUUGUGGCCGGUAGUGCGUCGUCGAAGGUAUGUAUAGAUUGCUUUUCCAUGCUUCAGAGCAACCGACACACGGGGCCCGUGGAAAGCUCACCAUCGCCUGAAUUUUAUGCCGCAUCUGUAUCCCCGCCCCGGUCUCUGACCCCCGCUAACGGACGCGAGCGAAGUGCGGCGGCUCAUGCAAGAGCAUCAGGCGAUGAAAGGACACAAGACGCUUUGGCCGUUGAUGGCGAAUGCGCUUCCUUAUCCGUGUUUCAACAGUACGUGGGUGACCCGAAACAUUCGGAAUUCCUGCAAACAAAGAGUGACUCUUUGCUCAGACACCUCAGGGAACGAGAGCUCGAGCUCCAGUCGCUCCGUGUGGAGCGUGAUCGGGCUAUCGCACCAAUUGCGCCCGGUGAAAAAUGUAUUUGGAACAAAACCGAGGUCCAACAAACCUCAGAGGAAAAUGCCAAAGAGUUACGUGAACAACUGGACAGUGCACAGCUUCGUAUGGGGGCAAUGGAGACGGAGUUAAAGAAAGCGUUAGACCGUGCAAAGUCCAGCGAGGCGACCGUGCAGCUGCUUCAACAGCGCAUCGGUAGAUAUGAAGACGAAGUGGCCCGACUUCAACAGUCCCAAAAAGGACUUGAAACGGCUCCAGGAAGUGUGCAUAAGGAUACAUUGUGGACGCGGAAACUUCAUCCAUCCAUUGUGCAGGAUACAGUACUUACAGUUGUUACGCCAAAAUCUUGUGAGGCGUCAGGUUUGGAUGUUAAUCUGCGAGACUGGAAGUUUGAUAGCUUUGAGGUGGCCUCACGAGUUCCAUCUGUCUUGCAGAGCGUUGCGAUGAAUGUUGCAUUGGCAUGGAAUUUAUUUUCAUCCCACGAUGAAUUUCAAAGGUGGGUAAUGCUUGUUGCAGCCGUGGAAAACAACUAUAGGCCCAACGCUUAUCAUAAUGCCAUACACGCAGCGGAUGCUCUUCAAGGCGUUUUUUAUCUCGUGACGUCUGCUACACCUUUGAUGGAGCACAUGACACCUUUAGAAUUGAAGGCAGCUGCAUUUGCUGCACUGGUGCACGAUGUCCGCCACCCAGGGCGCACGAGUGGGUUUCUGGCUGCUGUGCAAGACCCAGUGAGCUACAAGUAUAGUGGCAGCGGCAGCUUGGAACAGCUUCAUGUUGCAACGGCGUUUGAACUGUUGACCGUGCCUGAAUUUGACUUUACCAGUUCCAUGGACAAUGCAUCUUUUCUCGAGUUUAAGAACAUCGUGACACAUCUUAUUCUACACACGGAACUGAGACUGCACCAUGAUAUUAUUUCAAAGUUAGGGGCAAAGGUGGGAGCUGGCAGGCUUGAUUGCACACGUAAAGAAGACCGCUUGGAUGCCCUGUCUUUUAUUCUGCAUGCCGCCGACAUUGGUGCACCUUCACGUGGUGUGGCCAUUGCAAGGAGAUGGUUGGUGGUGCUACAGGAGUUUGCUGAUCAAGCGGAAGACGAGCGCCGUCGCGGUCUUCCGGUGACUCCCGGCUUCGAUACACCGUCCUUGGUGGAGAGUUCGCAAAUUGCUUUUCUUGAUUUUUUCGUUAUCCCCACCUUUGAUUUGCUGCACCAGCUGUUUUCGAGCAUUGAAGAGCCCCUGCACAACCUCCGAAAGUUACGAGAGGUGUACGCCGCAAAGGCAGGCGUGAAGACGCCAUUUCCUCCGCCAGUUGACUACCGAGGGCAGGAGGAAAAGUCGCAACGCCUGGAGGCAGGGCUAGCGGAGCAUCGCAGUCAAGGAAGGGAGUUCUACCGCCUUUUGGAGGAGUUGAAGACAGCUGGUAUCAACCUCAAGAGAAAGUCUGCCGCGUUGAGAACAAAGGAGGAGGAGUUGAUUAAACGAAGCUGUUUACAGGGGCAGGGAGAGGGGCGAUGGAAGUUUGACCCGGCAAAAACAGGGGAUGAAUUACAGACCGAAAAGGAAAUGAGGGGACCGCAGCAGGUGUAUAUCGAUCCCCUGAGGAACGAGACGGUUGAGGCGACAGCGGGUCGCGACGGAACGCGAGAUCAAGUGGGUGGCUGGAGUGAAACGAUUGAGGCUCGUGAGCGCAAGCUUCGUGAACGCGAAGCAGCAUUGAUGAUGAGUGCGAGAUCAAUGGAUAUCCGCGAGAAAAAGUUGGCCGCCUUUUCAGAAAAACUUGCGGAUAUUGCUGAAAGGUUGCAUGCUGAGCAGAAGCGCGUCCGAGAAACAGAAAAUCCUGCGGUUGCCCUUCCGCAUCGAGAGUCUUUGCUUGUAGCGACGGGGGAUGCAGACAUCAAUAUGGCGCGCCCGUCGUUAGCUCAGCACGAGGCGGAGGAACGUCUCGCAAAGAAGUACAACGAGGUAGAUGAACUCCUCCUGAUGGUAAGAGCCAUGCGCAUUGAAUGUGUAGCAAUAAGCGGCACUGACGUUCGGCAGCGGGCGUUGUCUGCGACGCUCGCGGAACGUGAAGCAGCGAUAGCCGAGGCAGUUGAGUUGUCACGUCAACGGCGUCGGCAGGCGGAAGAGGGAAGAGGACUACGCCCUACAUCAAUGCAACUAAGUCGAUUGGAAAGCGCCAUAUUUCAAUUGACGGCGGCUAUCACUUUGUUGGCCGAAUGA
Messenger RNA from Trypanosoma rangeli, 2760 nucleotides. Its product is annotated as putative cAMP phosphodiesterase A. The record is from RefSeq and is a predicted model, not a curated record. The transcript has a single exon. NCBI's taxonomy places the organism in Eukaryota, Euglenozoa, Kinetoplastea, Trypanosomatida, Trypanosomatidae. Gene Ontology annotation, biological process: signal transduction. Gene Ontology annotation, molecular function: 3',5'-cyclic-nucleotide phosphodiesterase activity. The coding region runs from base 1 to 2760 and encodes 919 amino acids.